CUUCUUUUUUUUUCUAACUCUCUACACAUUUUAAAAAAUGACGGCCACCCUUGCGCCACCCUUUGCCUCAGACAACUCCUCUGUCGAUGAUGGCUGUGGUUACAACGCCAACGUUUUCGCUGGAAAAUCUGAGCAGAUGGUCCAGGUGUGUGCUCAUCUCAAUGAGACUGGUUUCCUUCCCAAGGAAUUGGUAGAGAACGAGGUGUCUUGGUUCUACAACAACCUUGGUAUCGAUGACUUCUACUUUGCUCUCGAGCCCGUCGAGACAAUUGCAAACCACAUCAUGGCCCUCUAUGGUGCCAAGAUUCUCUCUUAUACCAAGCACGAGAACUCCCUCGAGAUUAACCUCGAGAAGGAAUCCGAAGACUCCUCUGUCUAUAUCCACUCUUCCCAGCCUGGUGUUUCCCAGCUCCAGGGUCCCCAGUGUGAGAGAACCAUCGACGAGAAGUACCUCAACACAUCCGUUUCCACCCAGAGCUACCGUGUUGAGUCUUAUCGCUCCUCGGCUACAGUCUCAUCGGACUUGACUUCCCAGAUCCGCUCCUACUUUGUUACCAAGUGCCAGUUUGUCAACCCUGAGCCUACUACCGAACAAGAGACCGAUAUCGAGCAGGUUGCUGACCAGGCUUUCCUCAAGAAGGCUACUGAGCACACCAAGAAGGUUUAUGAGGGUGUUAUGCGCAAUGUUCUCCAGCGCACUGGUCCCGUCAUUGAGAUGUGUGAGGUCCAGGGUAGUCGUGAGCGCCGUUUGAUCAUUGGUUAUCGUCAGAGAAGCACCCAGGGAUUCUUCUCGGCUAUGUCUGAUCUCUAUCAUUACUACAAUCUCUAUUCUGUCCGCAAGUAUGUCGAGCAAUUCUCCAACGGUGUGACCAUCAUGGGUAUCUACCUCAACCCUCUUCCCAACUCAAAAGCUGCCCCCAUUGAGCACUCUAUCCACCAGGUCAUGAAGGAGACCUCGCUCCUUUACUGCUUGCCCAAGACUCCUUUCCAGCAGUUCUUCAAGACAAACCAACUCUCUGUCCAGGAGACCGUUUAUGGUUAUGUCGGCUGGAUUUUCUCUCAACACUUCCUCAACCGUCUUGGUAAAGAAUUCAUGAGCCUCAACACUAUUCUCGACCGCUCCAACCCCGUCCACGAAGAAGUUCUUGGCAAGAUGAAGAAGCGUCUCCGUCAGGAUACCUUCACCCGUGAAUACAUUCUCGAUAUCAUCCAGCUCUACCCCGAGCUUAUCAAGCUGUUGUAUGCCAACUUCGCAAAGGUCCACUAUGUCAACCAGCGCGAGGCCUCCCUUCAGCCCACUAUGUCUUACCAGCGUCUUUCCACCGUCGAGAAUUUGACCGAGGAGCAGUUGGUUAAGAAGAUCAAGAGUGUCACCUCCAACGCCCACGAGCAGCUCGUCUUCGAGGCCUUCUUGACCUUCAACAAGCACGUCCUCAAGACCAACUUCUACCAGUCUACCAAGGUUGCCCUCUCAUUCCGUCUCGACCCCAGCUUCUUGCCCGAGAUUGAGUACCCCUCCAAGCUCUACGGUAUGUUCUUGGUUAUUGGUUCCGAGUUCAGAGGUUUCCACUUGCGUUUCCAGGACGUUGCUCGUGGUGGUAUCCGUAUUAUCCGCUCGCGUAACCGUGAGGCCUAUUCCAUCAACUUGCGCACAUUGUUUGACGAGAACUAUGCUCUCGCUGCUACCCAGCACCGCAAGAACAAGGAUAUCCCCGAAGGUGGAUCAAAGGGUACCAUUCUGUUGAACAUUGACUCCCAGGAUGUUCCUCUUGUUGCAUUUGAAAAGUAUGUUGACUCUGUCCUCGAUCUCCUGAUUAUCGGUCACACUCCUGGUAUCAAGGAGCCCUUGGUCGAUCGCCUUGGUAAGAAUGAGAUUCUCUUCUUUGGUCCUGAUGAGGGUACUGCCGAAUACAUGGACUGGGCUUCCCAGCAUGCCCGCAAGCGCACUGCCAGCUUCUGGAAGGCUUUCACCACCGGCAAGAGCCAGUCUCUUGGUGGUAUUCCCCACGAUGUGUACGGUAUGACUACUCGCUCUGUCCACCAGUACGUUUUGGGUAUCUACCGCUCGUUCGGUCUUGAGGAAGAAAACUGCACCAAGCUCCAGACUGGUGGCCCCGAUGGUGAUCUUGGCUCCAAUGAGAUCUUGAUCUCCAAGGAUAAGACUAUGGCUGUCGUUGAUGGUUCUGGUGUACUGUACGAUCCCCAUGGUAUCAACCGUGAGGAGUUGACUCGCUUGGCUGAAGCCCGUAAGAUGAUCAACAACUUUGAUAUCAGCCUCUUGUCAAGCGAAGGUUUCCGUGUUUUGGUCGAUGAAACAAACGUCACUCUUCCCAAUGGCGAUAUUGUCGAGAAUGGUCUCUUGUUCCGUAACACUUUCCAUGUCAACCCCUUGGCCACUGCCACCAUCUUUGUCCCCUGUGGUGGUCGUCCCGAAUCCAUUGAUCUCAACAAUGUCAAGCAUUUGGUCGCCGAUGAUGGUACCCUUCGUUUCAAGUACAUUGUCGAAGGUGCCAACUUGUUCUUCACUCAGGAGGCCCGUCUCCGCCUCGAGAAGGCUGGUGUUGUGAUCUUCAAGGAUGCCUCGGCUAACAAGGGUGGUGUUACAUCAUCUUCUCUCGAAGUCUUGGCUGCUCUUGCUUUCAACGAUGCCGAGUUUGCCGAGCAUAUGUGUGUCAAGGAUGGUGUUGCCCCUCCUUUCUACGAGGAGUAUGUUAAGGAAGUCCAGAACAUCAUUGAGCGCAAUGCUGCUGCUGAGUUUGAGGCUUUGUGGCGCGAACACAAGAAGUCCAAGGUGCCAAUCUCUAUCCUCUCCGACGAUCUUUCUGUCGCCAUCGUCCAGCUUAACGACCAGCUCCAGACCACCAGUCUCUGGCAUAACGCUUCCCUCCGCGAGACUGUCUUGAACAGAGCUUUCCCCAAGCUCCUCCUCGACACUCUUGGCCUCGAUACCCUCCUCGAGCGUGUUCCCGAAAACUACGUCAAGGCUAUCUUUGGUGCCCACCUUGCUUCCAUGUUCAUCUACAAGUACGGUCCCCACCCCGAUAACUUUGCCUUCUUUGAGUUCAUGCGCGAGGGCUACUACGCUGACGAGUAAAUCCAUAUAUCAAACACAGAAAAUACAAAAAAGGAUGUACUCUAAAGCUCACAAAAACAACAACAACAACAAAUGAAACAAGAAAAGAGUCUUUUUUUUAAAAAAUUUGUUUCUUUUCCUCCAAACUCUUCUUCAACCUAUCUGUAAAAUUGCAUGCCAUUUAUAAUUUUUUAUAAUUUCUUUAUAUCUAUCCCUUUUUAAAAUGAUUUUAUUAUUUUCCAUUUUUUUGCCUAAUAAAUAUCAUUGUCAUCAAUAUCUAUCAAUAAAAUUUUUGCACUAUGUCUUUCAUUGUUAUC
Phycomyces blakesleeanus NRRL 1555(-) is the source of this 3390-nucleotide messenger RNA. RefSeq lists its product as hypothetical. Gene Ontology annotation, molecular function: L-glutamate dehydrogenase (NAD+) activity. The coding region runs from base 38 to 3094 and encodes 1018 amino acids. NCBI's taxonomy places the organism in Eukaryota, Fungi, Mucoromycota, Mucoromycetes, Mucorales, Phycomycetaceae. The record is from RefSeq and is a predicted model, not a curated record. The transcript has 4 exons. Gene Ontology annotation, cellular component: mitochondrion.